Molecule: messenger RNA, 590 nt
Organism: Aethina tumida (small hive beetle)
Lineage: Eukaryota; Metazoa; Arthropoda; Insecta; Coleoptera; Nitidulidae
Exons: 3
Coding region: 76-435 (119 amino acids)
Source: RefSeq, a predicted model, not a curated record
AUUACUUCGUUUCGUAAUAUUCACAGUUUCCACACAAUCAGUUUCGGUUUCUACAUAGAAGAGGCAGCAGCAAAUAUGAGCCGAAAGACCGAGCUCAAGUCUAUUACUGCAGAAGAUUUAAAUGUCUUCACGGAAGAAAUACAGCAAUUAUGGGAGCAACUUAAAUCAAAGGACCUAGAACCCAACACAGCGAAGAAGAAUGCUAAGAAAAUGAAGUAUAUUCUUAACUUUGCACGCGAAUCUAUGGAUUUCCAUGUGCUUGUCUGCAAUUCUUUUAAAAAGUUCCCAAGUACCAGUGUCCAAGAGGCCUGGAAUUUCUGUCGUGUUACUCUCGAUAAGAUUUCCAGAGAAUGUGCCAUCUUGGAGCAGGCAGGGGCCAGCCUUUCUCGCCAAGCAGAGAACAAGUCGCACGGCAACGGAGACGUCUCUAAAUGAAGAGGAACCAAAUAAUCUUCUAGAUCUAUAGAUUAAGCUUUUUCCAAAUUUAUGUUUAGUAUACUACAUAUUUAGAAUUAAUUUUGAGUACCAUUUAAUGUCGUGUUGAAUUAACUUUUCAAUUUAUUUUCAAUAAAUAGUUUAAUCUAUAUAAA